CUCCAGUGCGAAUGACAAAAAAUGUUUAAACUCUUCGCGAGCUGAGCUAUGGUCACUAUUCUUCUUUGGGGAUAGCCUUGAAUAAUGAGGUAUAUGAAUCAAAUCCAAGAAGCUCACUUGUUCUACGAUUACCACAUGUAGGCUUGUGCUAUUUGUACAUUUUUUUUCGCAAUAUUUGCAUUGACGGGUACUAUGUGUCCUGAAUCUUCACACGCAUCAUGGUACAGGGAGGAGCCGGAAACGAUCAAACCCGCCAUAAGAGAGGUCUUCGAGAAACACAGCAACAUCCAACCCGAGCUCGUCGCAGAGCACAUUAAGCAAGUGCGAGAUAAAGCGUACCAAAUUACCCGCUAUCCAUGCGUUGGAGGAUAUUACUUCCUAGACUUGAAAGCACGAGAGGCACCAUGCUACCCCGAAGUCAAGAAACGUGUUCUGAAUGGAGAGAAACUUCUCGAUAUCGGUUGUUGCUUGGGGCAGGAAAUUCGCAGAAUGGUCGUUGAUGGUAUGCCUGCGGAGAACUUGUAUGGAUGCGAGUUGAAAAUGGAGCUUGUAAAUCUUGGAUACGAAAUGUUUCGUGACAAAGAAUAUCUAUCAUCAAAGUUCGUCGUUGCAAACAUCUUCGAAAUCCCAUCCAAGUUGGAUCAGCUGGAUGGACAAAUCAGUAUAGUCCAUGCUCAAUACUUCUUCCAUCUCUUUACAUGGGACGACCAGUUACGCCUUGCCAACCGGCUAGUCAGGUUAUCUAGACCAGGCUGCGAGUUUCUGAUAUUUGGGGGACAUAUGGGAACGAAUCAGGAGGCUGAAGGGUGCCAUCCCGACAUUGGGAAAUUUUUCAUGCAUAGUGAUGGAAGCUGGAAGCGACUGUGGGAUCAGGUUGGAAGAGAAACAAAGACCUCGUGGGAGGUGGAGACAAAACGACAGCCUACAGACCCGAACCUACUCUGGUUAUGUGGGCCAGAGGCUUAUUUUAUGACGUUUGUGUGCAAAUUUCACUCAAAAAGUACCAUUACUACUAACCACCGCAUCUCACUACCCAAUCACUACCUACCAAGUCAAGCUGAAAACUUUCCUCAGCUAGCCAUCAAUAACUCUACCCCUCACAUUGCAGACACUAAAGUCCCAAUCCCGCUUACCACCCUAAGCAAGUUCUAAUACACCUUCUCAAAAAUAUUCAUUUUAUGCGAACCCCCACAAUUCAAGCUACCUCCCGCACACUUCAUGCUGCAAUGAUUCUCAGGCACGUUUUCGGUCGCGAUCCUGAACGCGUCGCCACAGAAGCAUUCGAUAUAGAACUGGACACCGUAGUACUUGCGGCCCUUGCAGAAUGCCGCGCACAUGUCGCGCGUCAU
Molecule: messenger RNA, 1349 nt
Organism: Bipolaris sorokiniana ND90Pr
Lineage: Eukaryota; Fungi; Ascomycota; Dothideomycetes; Pleosporales; Pleosporaceae
Exons: 5
Coding region: 193-1152 (319 amino acids)
Molecular function (GO): S-adenosylmethionine-dependent methyltransferase activity
Source: RefSeq, a predicted model, not a curated record